AUGGUGUGGGCUGAAACCGAUGACGAAAAUGAUCGAUGGGUUUAUUACUCUGACCCCAAUCUUCAACAGAGUCUUUUGAGCGACGAAAACCCCCCAAAUUCUUCUGUUUCUGGUACCAGCGAUGGCAAGAACCGAGAAGUGAAGAUCAUGUUGAGCAAGAAGAAGCUGGAGGAAUUGUUGGAUAAGGUGGAGGAUCUUCGCAACAUCCCAGUGGAUCAGAUCUUGGAUCGUUUGAUUGAUUCCAGCGAUCAAUUUGAGUUUGAUGAUGAUCUCAAUCAUCAUCAUCAGCAGCAGCAGCAGCAUCAGCAUCAGCCUCAGCCAUGGAAGCCCAAUUUACAAAGCAUCCCUGAGGAAUAA
Molecule: messenger RNA, 357 nt
Organism: Cynara cardunculus var. scolymus (artichoke)
Lineage: Eukaryota; Viridiplantae; Streptophyta; Magnoliopsida; Asterales; Asteraceae
Exons: 1
Coding region: 1-357 (118 amino acids)
Source: RefSeq, a predicted model, not a curated record